This is a messenger RNA of Spirometra erinaceieuropaei, 705 nucleotides long. The record is from the annotation of a GenBank genome assembly. Lineage: Eukaryota; Metazoa; Platyhelminthes; Cestoda; Diphyllobothriidea; Diphyllobothriidae.
AUGGCUGUUGGCAACAACCCUACUCAACAUGCCCGCGCUGCCAACGAACAUUCCGCGAUGCUAGGGGCCACUCACAGAUCAUUCUUACGGAACUCACUCGUUCCGUUGUGCCUUACGGGCUCUCUCUCGAACCCAACCAGCAGCCGCGCGCAGAUUGGCCUCGGCGGUCAUCUUCGCACCCAGUGCACCAACCGCCUGACAACCGCAACUGCUGCCUCCACGACCGCAUCGACCACGACGGUGCCCGACCUCACCACCGUUGCCCCCAAUCCCCGUGCACCACCACUGUUGAUCACCGCUACCUCCAUCUCUGCCACAAUUACUGCGGCGACGACGGACAAAACCACCUUCAUCACGUCCACCACCGACCGAAAAACUCCUGACGUCCCGUCAACCACCAACACCAUCACCAUCCCCACCUUCGGUGAUGUGGGCCCGGUCACAACCUGUCCUGGUUAUGAUCGCACAUUCACCCUACGCAAUGGCCUGGUUGGUCACCUGCGGUUACAUCGCAUUGUGACCGGUUCAUCAGGGUGCAAGCACCUGACAUACACUCGCCUCCUUUGCCGGCAAUGUAUCUGUUCAAUGACUCAUCGCAGUGGUCUAUUCGACCACAUGCGCACCCACAAAAGCGGAGCUCGCCGCGCUAUCGACACCACAAACACACGCUGCAUACCAAACAACGUUACCAUAUCCGGCAACUAG